AUGGUGUCGGCAUCUCCGCCGCAGCGCGACCGCGGCUCGCCCCCAACGCCACCGCUGCCCGGGCUGCAAGACGUCGAUGCCCCAGCCGCCGGCACCGUCCAGGCCCUGCGGCAGACAGUCGAGGCGCAGGAGGCCCAUGUUCGUCUCCUGCGCGCGCGCCAAGCAGCGAGAGAGGCGCUGCUGAGCCACACUCGGCGAUUGCUGGCGGCCGGUGACUCAAUGGAAUCGCAUGGCUCGGUGGAGCAACUCGUGCGUCAGGUAGAGUCGAGUCUCCAGAAACUUCAACAGGACGGCAGUGAGGCCGCUGCGCCGGCAGCGGCCACGGGAGACGAUGUGGCGCCGACUUCCGCGCCGUCACUGACACCCAGGAAUGCCGCUGAAGAUGCCGACGCUAGCGCAGAUCCACUGGCUCGCAUCUUCCACAGUGGCGUGGAGGCGCAGCUGGCUGCGGUCGCCGAGCCAUCGCACACCCCUCCGGCGUCGACGCUCGCACCGCGCUCAUCGACGGGGAAGAAAAAGGCGGCUGGGGAAUCCGGCUUAACGAACGCCGCGAGCACCACCUCCCCGCCACCAGGUGUGUCGUUCCCGCCGAGAAGUGCUGCGAUGACCGCCCUUCUCGCCCUGUCCGCAUCGCGGCAGGAGGCCGGCCGCACUGCGAUGCUCGCUGCCCUCAGCGCCCUCGAGCUUUCUCUCAUGAGCAACAGCGGCGCGACUGAGGCGGGCCGAGACGUCCACAGCGCAGAGCCAGCCUGGCUGCGUCAGGAGGACGGUGACGGUGCCAACGACGACGGCGCAGCGCCUGAGGCGCAGCAGCCAGAGAAGGAUGGAAAGCGCGGCGAUAUCGCCUCCCCUGAUUACAGUGACGACUUUGAGUGCCGCAGCAGCACCAGCAGCGGUGCCGAUGAUUGA
Messenger RNA from Leishmania mexicana MHOM/GT/2001/U1103, 909 nucleotides. RefSeq lists its product as hypothetical. The record is from RefSeq and is a predicted model, not a curated record. Bases 1 to 909 code for a protein of 302 amino acids. NCBI's taxonomy places the organism in Eukaryota, Euglenozoa, Kinetoplastea, Trypanosomatida, Trypanosomatidae. The transcript has a single exon.